Hippocampus zosterae (dwarf seahorse) is the source of this 1224-nucleotide messenger RNA. RefSeq names its product isobutyryl-CoA dehydrogenase, mitochondrial-like. The transcript has a single exon. Gene Ontology annotation, molecular function: acyl-CoA dehydrogenase activity; flavin adenine dinucleotide binding. The record is from RefSeq and is a predicted model, not a curated record. Lineage: Eukaryota; Metazoa; Chordata; Actinopteri; Syngnathiformes; Syngnathidae.
AUGAUUAUCGGACACGUCCUUCGUCGCCCCGCCCUCACGCUUGCUUGCCGUGCCCGGGCCAGUGACUUCUCGCAUGUCUAUGAUGGCCUCAAGAAGCACGAGGUCGGGGACCUGCUCUCUCAGGAGCAUCAGGAUAUCCAGCGGGAGGCCCUCAACUUUGCCAUGAAAAAGCUGGCGCCUUUCGCGGCCGAAUGGGAUGAGAAGCAUCACUUUCCGGUCGACACCAUCAAAGAGGCUGCCUCAUUGGGCUAUGGCUCGAUUUAUGCUCAAGCAGGCUGCGGGCUCGACCGCCUGUCAGCUUCGCUCAUCUUCGAGGCCCUGGCGACAGGCUGCGUAUCCACCUCCGCCUAUCUGUCGAUCCACAACAUGUGCCUUUGGAUGCUCGAGACCUACGGCAGCGAAGACCAGAAGAGCAGAUACAUCGAAAAGCUGGUUUCGAUGGACACUUUCGCAAGCUACUGCUUGACCGAGCCGAACUCGGGCUCGGACGCCAAGGCCAUGAGCACGACCGCCCGCAAGGACGGCUCCGACUACGUGAUCAACGGCUCCAAGAUGUUCAUUUCGGGCGGGCCCAGCUCGAGCAUCUACAUCGUGAUGGCCAAGACCUCAGAGAAGGACGUGUCAGCCUUCGUGGUCGAGAAGGGGGCUGGCAUCGUCCUCGGCAAGAACGAGCGCAAAAUGGGCUGGAACUCGCAGCCGACUAGCCUCGUCACCUUCGAGGAUUGCAGAGUCCCGAAGGAAAACCUGAUCGGUGGGGAGGGGCAGGGCUUCAAGAUGGCGAUGUCUGCGCUGGACGGGGGCCGGAUCAACAUCGCCUCCUGCAGCCUGGGCGGGGCGGUCUUCUGCCUCGAGCUGGCCCGGCAAUACAGCCUCGGCCGCAAGCAGUUCGGGCAGAGGCUGGCUGACUUCCAGGCCAUCCAGUUCAAACUCGCAGAGAUGGCCAGUGACCUGGCGCUAUCGCGGGCGAUGGUCCGCAACGGGGCGGUUCUCGUCCAGCAGAAGAGCAAAGACGCGACUGUCUACGCGGCCAUGGCCAAGCAGGUAGCCACGGAGCGGUGCUUCGGAGUGGUGAGCGAGGCGAUGCAGAUCCACGGGGGGUACGGCUACCUAUGCGAGUACACAGUGUAACGAUUCCUGCGGGACCUGCGGGUGCACAUGAUCCUGGAGGGCACCAGCGAAAUCAUGCGGCUCAUCGUCAGCCGCAAGCUGCUGGCCGGCAAAUGA